Magnolia sinica is the source of this 4192-nucleotide messenger RNA. Its product is annotated as serine/threonine-protein kinase Nek5. Gene Ontology annotation, biological process: microtubule-based process; protein phosphorylation. Gene Ontology annotation, molecular function: ATP binding; protein kinase activity. Gene Ontology annotation, cellular component: cortical microtubule. Bases 982 to 3897 code for a protein of 971 amino acids. The transcript is spliced from 15 exons. NCBI's taxonomy places the organism in Eukaryota, Viridiplantae, Streptophyta, Magnoliopsida, Magnoliales, Magnoliaceae. The record is from RefSeq and is a predicted model, not a curated record.
ACAGAAGCCCCAAAAGAGGAGAAGGAAAAAAAAAAAAAAAAAAGGCCAGUAAAAACGACUUCUCCGACAACUCGAAGUAUAAAAACCAGAGAAACGUAGAAGAAGAAAGAGAAAAAUCUACUCAUUUUCUCUUCUUCUUGUAUUUAUGAAGACGUUGUGGAAGAUCAAUCAUAGAUUCCGAUUCCGGAGCUUUAUAUCCUGCUGCAUUUCUCCUCGAAACUGGAGAAAUUUCCGGCAGAAGUAGAGAAAUUCGAGUGGAUCUGUGGAGUUUCGAUUAAUUUGGGAGGAGAUAUUGGGGUUUGAUCGGGAAAAUUGGCAGGAGAUGAAUUCUGGUGUCAAAUUGUUUUCUUUUUGUGCGGAAAAUCAAUAAAAGAUUCCGAUUCGGGAGCUUCAGGUCCUUCUGCAUUUCUACUCGGACGUGGAGAAAUUUCCAGCUGAAGUAGAGAAAUCAGAGUCGAUCUGGGGAUUUUGGACUCGUCUGGGAGGAGAUCUUGGGCCCUGGUUGGAGAAUGCUGCGUUGGAGCUGCGGUUCGGUGGAAUUCUUUUUUCGGGUUUUUGUUUUUGCGGAAAAUAAUUACAGAUUCUGAUUCGGGAGCCUCAGAUCCUACUGCAUUUCUAUUCGAAAUUAGAGAAAUUUCUGGCGGAAGUAGAGAAAUCUGAGUCUAUCUGGGAUUUUGAAUUCGUCUGGGAGGAGAUCUCAGGCCUUGUUCGGGAAAAUGCUGUGUCGGAGCAACGGAAGGAAAAUUCCGGAGUGAAAUCGAAAUAGAGAAAUUUGUGUCGAUUUGGUGAAUUUUGACUCGUUUGGGAGGAGAUCUUGGACCUUGAUAGGGAAAAUGCUGUGCAGGAGCUGUGGAAGGUGAAAAAUCGGUGACUUAUUCACUAUUGAAAUGACGUAGAGGUGUUGCGGAGGAUUGGCUGCAGUGGGCUGUAAGGAAUUCGUUUCUUUUUCUUUCUUUCCGCUGCUGUGGAUCAGUGUUUGUCAUGGAGUCGCGAAUGGAUCAGUAUGAGAUAAUGGAGCAGAUCGGACGGGGUGCAUUUGGAGCUGCGAUCCUUGUGAACCACAAGUUGGAGAAGAAGAAGUAUGUUUUGAAGAAGAUCCGGCUCGCACGCCAGACAGAUCGGUGCCGUAGGUCUGCUCAUCAAGAGAUGGCCCUCAUUGCACGGAUCCAACAUCCUUUUAUUGUCGAAUUCAAGGAAGCCUGGGUAGAGAAGGGCUGCUAUGUUUGUAUUGUCACUGGGUACUGUGAAGGCGGAGACAUGGCUGAGUUGAUGAAGAGGACGAAUGGGGCAUUUUUCCCAGAGGAGAAACUCUGCAAGUGGUUCACGCAAUUAUUACUGGCCGUCGAGUAUUUGCAUUCAAAUUACGUCUUGCAUCGAGACCUCAAGUGUUCCAAUAUAUUUCUCACUAAGGACCAGGACGUUCGCCUUGGAGACUUUGGGCUUGCGAAAACACUAAAAGCAGAUGAUUUGGCUUCUUCUGUAGUUGGAACACCCAAUUACAUGUGUCCAGAAUUGCUCGCUGAUAUUCCCUAUGGCUUCAAAUCAGAUAUUUGGUCUCUAGGUUGCUGUAUGUAUGAGAUGGCUGCCCACCGCCCUGCAUUUAAAGCUUUUGAUAUGGCUGGACUAAUAAGUAAGAUAAAUCGUUCCUCCAUUGGUCCUCUUCCAGCAUGCUAUUCCUCGUCCUUAAAAACACUUAUUAAGAGCAUGCUGAGAAAGAACCCUGAGCAUCGACCGAGCGCUGCUGAAAUUUUAAGGCAUCCUUAUUUACAACCGUAUGUCGAUCAAUACCGUAUGUCCCCUGAUUCCAUAGCCCAUUUGCCAGAGAAGCCCAUCAGCUCCACUGCACGAAAUGGUCAUAAGAAGAUGUCAGAAAGCCAAAACAGCAGCAUUUCCAGCAGUGACAAGGAGAGUUUGCACUCUAGUGAGAAAAACACUUUGGCCCAUGUAUUUGACUGUGAUCACAAGGCUACUGACACAGAUAUGGCUUCAACCGAUGAUGGAGUUGAAUGUGAUAAUAGCUGUAUUCAGUUGCCGGCAGCAGACGAAUGCCUGCCGGACGACGAACAUGUCUCUGUUGUCGCAACUGUUGGGAGCGAUGAGCAAGAUGCAAUAAGAUCACUACUUGGUGGUGACCAGAGGCCCAGAAGUGAACCGAAACAACCUAAAAUUAUUAAGAAUAUACUGAUAGCUCUGAAAGAAGAAGGGAAAGUUAGAGAAAACAGCUCCCCUGUGAGAGGCACUCGUGUAAAGGCUGGUGGUAUUUCCAGCCAAAAGGCCAACACAGAGUCAUUGCCGAAGGUGCCCAAACCCAGUAGCACUGUGUCUGCCGGCAUCAGGUCUAAUGCAGAGACUCCUGCUGUUGUACCUGCCAAGGCAAAUGGUGAUUCUGUGAAACGAAUGCAGGGCUCCCAGUCAUUGAAGCAUCUGUUACCUGCAUUGGAGCCCUCACCGAAGACCAAACCUAGACAUGAUGGGACUCCACCUUCCGGUCCUAUCAAACAAGUUACUGAAGAUGUAGUUUCUGUUAAGCCGAGGCAACGGCCUCCACCUUCCAAUAGUGCAAGGCGAUCUUCAUUUCCGGUGCAGAUGAAAGCUGCAGGACUUGACAUUGCGACCCCCGUUACCAAUGGCAUCAAGCCUGCUCCAAGUGAGACUAUCCAAGAGCGCAAGAAGACUCCGAACUCGACCAGCAAUGGAAGCCAAGAGUUGAAAGAGAUUCCUGCAGAGCCUUUUAAAAAGGCCCAGAUGGAUUCAAACAAUUCAAAAGCAUUGCCAAAGCUGUUCCAAGGCUUUGGGUGUUCUACUCCAAAGGAGGAGAUCACUGCCCCAUGUUCAGUACAUCCAAUACCAAAUCAUCAUGAAAGGCUCAUGUGCACUGAGAACUCAGAACCUGAUCUGCCGACUUGCUCGAGUGCUUCACGUAGACACCCUGCCCAGCCUGAGAAUCUCCUGGAGGAAAGCCAUGCACAUCUUGAUAGAUCUGUAUCGUGCUCAGUUGAGGACUCCUUGGUGAAUGCGGUUCCUCAUGAUGGUGAUCUGAGUAAUGAUGAAGUUAGCUCAAGCCCAGCUCUAGAGCCACCAGUCCCAUGCUCCGAAAAGGGAUUUCUUUGUAAAGAUGAUUUCACCGUUCGCAGGACUAAUCUAAGCCGUGCAUCCACACCUGGCAGUGAUGACAAGUUCACUGUAAGAGAAUUCCUGUCGUCCAUAACGGACACUACCAUCCCUACUGCAGUGUCAGCUACCCAAAAGAGCUUGGCCCAGGAGAAGGGACCUACACCACCUAGUCCGGCUGUUGAGAAGGCGGCAGCUACCCAUCUACCCCCUGCAUUUGAUGACGUCAUACACGUCAUUCGGCACAGCAGCUUCCGAGUCGGUAGUGAGCAGCCGGUGAUGGAAACCAUGGAAAUGGGUGUCCAGAAUAUGGAUGUUGGGAGGCUACUCAAUGUGGUUAGGGAGGAGGUGGAUAUGAGAAACACAGCACCAGCUGCCGCUCUGAAACCAUCGAGUUGCUCCGAGGUUGCGACCACGAAAUCGAAUUUUUCAGAGAAUGUCGGCGUCAAAGAGGUGGAUACGAGGAACCCAGCACCUCCGGCCCCAAAACUUGAUUUCUUGGAAGCCGUGAGGUCCAGCGGUCCUGAGGCAGCUAACCUUGGUUUGAAGGAAGAGGACGCCCUAGUGCAGGAGGUGCUGGAUGUGAAAUCUUUUAGGCAGAGGGCGGAGGCGCUGGAGGGGCUACUUGAGCUGUCUGCGGAUCUCUUGCAGCAGAGCAGAUUGGAAGAGCUCUCUGUUGUUUUGAAGCCCUUUGGGAAGGACAAGGUGUCCCCACGAGAGACGGCCAUCUGGUUGGCGAAGAGCCUCAAAGGAAUGAUGGUGGAGGAUGCAGGGCGGUCUUCGUGAGGGGGAAACAGAAAGACCCACCUCCUCUUUCUGUGGUAAGUCGGUGUUUCUUCUGAGUUUUCAUUGUGUUUGUUUUACGUUGGAUUUUUUGUUCUCCUAUUCAAAGAUUCAAAGUUCCAUUUGAAUUUCUGAACAAACCAAAACCCAUCUUUCCAUUGUCUUCCAGAUUCUUUGUGUUUUUUUUUUUUUUUCCUUUUCUUUUCUUUUUCUUGUAUUCUUUCUAGUGUAAUAGACUUCGUAUGUUGUAUAUAGGGGAAUGUACUGUGUACUGAAUAAAUCUGAAUUUUUGCUCCAA